Hypomesus transpacificus is the source of this 2041-nucleotide messenger RNA. RefSeq names its product tektin 1 (gene tekt1). The transcript is spliced from 7 exons. The record is from RefSeq and is a predicted model, not a curated record. NCBI's taxonomy places the organism in Eukaryota, Metazoa, Chordata, Actinopteri, Osmeriformes, Osmeridae. Gene Ontology annotation, cellular component: microtubule cytoskeleton; nucleus. Gene Ontology annotation, biological process: cilium movement involved in cell motility; cilium assembly. The coding region runs from base 699 to 1913 and encodes 404 amino acids.
CGGCCCAGUUGAAAGAUGUGUUGUGUUGCUGUAGCAACCGUUUGUUUAGAUACCGAGAGACGUCAUCGAUGAGUAGCAACUUUUUUAUGUUACAACAGACGAAACGGUACCAGCGUAUAAGAAAGGUUGGUACAGCACGGUUUUGGUUGAUAACACAUUUUGUGGCCUUAUUGUUUGUUUUUUUACUUUUGAAAUGCUACUGUUAUCAGCCAUCUAGCUAAAAACUAGUUUGAUACAUUUCUGUAGGCUAACGGUACUGUACUGUUAUAGUCUAUAUCAGCCAAGUACAGUAUCCCAUAUUUCGUAGCCUACAAUUUGGAUUAGCCUUCUAAAGUCUUGAGGGUAGCGUAGACUAACCAUUUAAUUCACAAAGAAAGUGUAAAACAGUAUAACCUCACUUAUGAUAGCUAUACUACCUAUCAUCAGUACCGAUCAGUACCAACAGAAUGACGUUUUUGUGUGUGGAAUGCCCACUUCUUUCCAGCCUUGUUUCAGCAAUCCGGUUCUAGCCUUGCAAGGCGGCCUUUCCUUCUUGGCUUAUUUUGUGAAAAAACUCUUAAUUAAACUCGUCAAAGUGUAGAAGUUCAGACAGUAAUUAGGGGUACUGUUUCUCAUAUUAGAAUGUAUUUUAUAUUAUUUCCUAGUGCAGCUUUAAUCAACAACUACAAGCCUAGACUCUGACUGACCAACAGUGGAGGAUGUCUCGACUGAUGGGACCUCCACUGAAGUUCAUGCCCGCUGAGUGGAGGUUAGCCAACCAGCUGCAGUAUGUGAGUGCAGAGGCUGAGCGGGCACGCUCAGAGCGGCUGAUAGCAGAGAGCAAGAGACUGAUGGAGGAAAGUGACAACGCAGCCAAACGCAUGCAGCGGGAUGCCAAUCAGAGACUAGACCAGAGAAUCCAUGACAUCAAAUUCUGGAGGCAGGAGCUGGACCAGAAGCUGGAGGAGAUAGUGCAGGAGAUCGAGGUUCUGAUCAUCUUCAAGAACCGUGUGGAGAAAGCCCUGGAAAGCUGUGCUGAGCCCCUUAGGGUCACUCUGCUCUGCCUGGAAGAGAGACAGAAGCGUGUGGCGAUCGACCUGGUGCAUGACGAGGUGGAGCGUGAGCUGAUGAAGGAGAGGGAAGUCAUCGAGGGUGUGGAGGCUCUGCUGAAGCGCACCAUUGAACAGACCAAUGAGCAGAUAAGACUGAACCGCUCUGCUAAGUACCACCUUGAGAAGGACCUGAUAAACAAGUACCAGGCUGAGAGAAUUGACAACUUCUGCUCCAUCCUCACCAACAACUCCUCUAGCCUGGAAGACACUCCCAAGGAAACGGGGAUCACAGUACCAUGCAACACAGUGACCCCAGAGGAGUGGGAGAACUUCUCCAACAUCAACAUCACCAAGGCAGAGCAUGAGAAGAACAACUCCAUGUCACUGAGGGCCCUGGUGGACAGCCUGCUGGAGCAGACAGCUGCGGACAUAAGCAGGCAGCAUCACAUCACCAGCACGGCCCUGCGGCAGCAGGUCCAGGAGAGCAAGACCACCAAGAGGCAGCUGGAGGACCAUCUGGCCAAGGUGCUGUCAGAGAUCUCCAGCCAGGAGAAGAACCUGGAGGCCCUGCAUGUGGCCAUCACUGACAAGGAGGCCCCCCUGAAGAUGGCCCAGACCCGUCUCAUGGCCCGCUGCCAGAGGCCCAGCUGGGAACUGUGCCACGACGCGGUCCAGGUCCGUCUGCUGGAAGAGGUCCAGGAGCUCAUGGCUCACAUCGACAGGUUACGCCAGGCACAAGCCCUGUCGGAGAUGGAGCUGAAGGCCCUGAUCCGCAGCCAGCUAAACCUGGAAGAAGAGGUCCAGGUGAAGUCCCACUCUCUCUACAUUGACGAGGUCAUCUGCACCCAGCUGCGCCAGCCUGUGGCAAUACACAGUUUCUGAGCAGCCAGGGUUCCUGAAAUAUUGUCUGGGACUCUGUUGUACCACUGGGGUGUGAGGGGGUUCGAUCCCAGAUCUUCCAGUGUCUUUAUUCAUCAAUAAACAAUGAGAUAUGAAUAUACCAUUAAAAA